Molecule: messenger RNA, 1257 nt
Organism: Rhinocladiella mackenziei CBS 650.93
Lineage: Eukaryota; Fungi; Ascomycota; Eurotiomycetes; Chaetothyriales; Herpotrichiellaceae
Exons: 2
Coding region: 1-1257 (418 amino acids)
Biological process (GO): cell wall organization
Cellular component (GO): extracellular region; fungal-type cell wall; cell surface
Molecular function (GO): 1,3-beta-glucanosyltransferase activity; glucan endo-1,3-beta-D-glucosidase activity
Source: RefSeq, a predicted model, not a curated record
AUGAAAGCGAUUCCUGGGAGUCUUGCUGUUCUGGUCGUGCAACGGGAACUGGCUGUCGCUGUUCCUUACGGCAAUCAUCAACAACCAGACCGACAUCCUGUCCGCGAGGUAGCCACCGACUACUCUACGGUCGCCGAGGUUGUCACAGUCAUUGCUCCCAAUGCAGUCUUCUGGGUUGAUCAAUACAAUAACGUUCUCUCAACCGACUAUCGCGGUCACCCUACUCCCACCCCUGAAGUGUCAAGCUUCAAUCGACCGACAGUUCAAACCACAACGUCCAACAUUCCCACUGUGGCUGCCGCCACUAUCCCAGCUCACGUCGCCUCUUCCCCCCAGGAAUACCGCCCGUUUGCGGCGCUUUCGAUCCUCAGCUCGUCCGGUUCUGCGCCAUCCGAUGUCGACUCUUCCCGCGACAACCAGUCGCCGGCAGCAUCGUCCGAUUCCAAUGACCAAAACAAGGUCACCAUGGAUAACGACGCUCGUUCCGUCGGAUCUGGCUACGGUAUCUGCUACGAGCUCAUCGGUUCAUCUGGAUGCAAAGACUCAGGCACUCUCAAUUCGGACUUUGGCUAUUUGGCCAGCCAGGGAUUCUCCAAGGUCCGUGUUUACGACAUUGGUUGUGAUCUUGGUGCUGUGGUGGCAGCCGCUGCUGCUCGAGGCUUGCAAGUCGUCGCUGGUAUUAACACUAUUGGCAAUGUUGCCAGUGACAUAACGAAGCUCGUCGGUAUGAUCAAUGGAGAUUGGGAUCCAGUGGAUACUAUUGUGGUUGGCAAUGAAGUGGUCAACAACGGUGGCAAUCCCGGCGCCGUGGUUGCUGCUCUUGGAGUCGCCCGUCCUAUCCUCACCCUGGCUGGAUUCACCAAGAACGUUGUGACGGUUGAUACCUUCAUCGCACACGAGAACAACCCGCAACUGUGUCAAGCUUCGGAUUAUUGUGCUGUCAAUGCUCACGCUUUCUUCGACUCUCAUACCACAGCAGAGCAAGCAGGGACGUUCGUGGCAAAUACCGUUUCCAACAUCGCGAAAGGUGCAAACGGAAAAUCGAUUGUGAUCACCGAAUCGGGCUGGCCAUAUCAGGGUUCACCGAAUGGUAAGGCCAUUCCAUCACCCGCGAAUCAACAAUCGGCCAUCCAAAGCCUGAGGACUGCAUUUAGUGGAAACCCUGGUGGUAUAUUCCUGUUCCAGGCGUACGACGCAACCUACAAAGAUCCGGGUCCGUGGGGAGUUGAACAGUUCUUCGGCAUCUACGGCCAUUGA